Molecule: messenger RNA, 6177 nt
Organism: Mycosarcoma maydis (corn smut)
Lineage: Eukaryota; Fungi; Basidiomycota; Ustilaginomycetes; Ustilaginales
Exons: 1
Coding region: 1-6177 (2058 amino acids)
Source: RefSeq, a predicted model, not a curated record
AUGCCGCCGACAUCACGCAGGACCGAUCGCGUCCAGGCAGCCGGUUCUGCCAGUCGGUCUCGCAUGUACAACCUCGCUGGUCACGCACACUCUUCCGGCUCGUUGCUUCCUAGGUCAACCGAUGUCCAUGCUGCUUCCACAUCAACAGUAGGAGCAGCAGCAGCAGCCUCAUCAAGAACUGUUGAUGCUGCUGACGCUCCUUAUCUCACUAAUAUCGAGUCGCAUUUCGGCAGGGUCACGCUCACAGCCCCCGACAACCUCUUGCGCAAACAGGCUAAAGAGAAAAAGCAAAAGAUACGCCAGCGCAAGGCUGAAACCGCGCACGCAGCCGCAGCCGCCCUAGCAGGCACAACUCAGCCCUCACAAUUGCUCGGCUCUGGCCGCAAUGCGAUGGCAUCUUCCUCCAACCUUCUCGAUUCCAGUCGCCGAUAUCAGACGAUGCUCGAUGACGCUCCUGUCAGUACUGGACUUCUCAUCCCGCCGUCUGGACAACACGCUGGUAUGCGAAGGGCACAUAGCGGUGGACAGACACCAACGCCAGCGUCCACAUCGCAGAAUCCCCCACCUUCAACAUCCCAGACCGUCGUUGCACGUACACGCAGAAGGAGACCGUCCUCUGCAGCCAGAUUCGACCCCAGCAGCAGACCUGCUUCCAGAGCUAGCGGCCCGAGUCGUCCCGAAAGCGCACUGUCGCUCAACGACGCAGAUUCCUCUCAGCCCGAGACCACAACGUCGAUUCCAUCCCAUCGACCACUUGCUGACGAUCCACUGCCUCGUUCUCGUACCGAGAGUGCGCCUGCUUUCCAACGUCGCUCUCGCAAUGCUUUUGACACUUCUCCAGAUGAGCAAGCAGCUACCGCUUCGGAUCAAACACCCGUAUCAGCCUCCAAUCCAGUACCGCAAACAUCAUUGCAUCGCCAAAACGUGUGGAAUGAUAUCACCGAAGCAGAUCCAGAGGAUCUCCCACCUCCUUUUCCCGCGGGCGCGCCGCGUCCUCCAACUCCUCCAAAUCCGCCAACUCACAACGAAGCCGCAAAUGACGCACAGAUCAUUGGGCCACAACCGCACGCCCGUAUUCCCGACAGCCCUCCACCACCGUUCGUCAGCGAUGAUGAGGAUGAGUCUAUAACGUCUGAAGCACGACCGCACCCACAACUCGAUCCAACUGUGCACGUCGUGACCAGCGACAGUCGACUGGAGAGCCGAGUUUCAACGCCAAGUUCAGCAUCCGCCAGCGACGAUGAGAGCAUCGAGAUUACCGAAGAGCGCCGUGCAUGGGAGGCUGAUAUUCGCAACGGUCUCAGUUUCGAUGUCAGGCUGCUGCGAGAGCAGCAGCGGCGAGUUGCCAGAGAGCGUGCUGAAGCCUUCCGCGUUGCACCUCGAGAGCAAGCUACGAACGUGCCAAGCGCGCCCACUGAAAACGAGAGACCAACUACAAGGGCGGUACCAAUUAUAACCGAGGGUAAUGGGCGAAGUCCGCCUUUAAUGUCAGCAGCAAUACCAGAUGAUCCCACGCCUGCUGUUCAGGCGUUGCCAGACUCUGCCGAUCAUGCCGAGCAAGUCAACGAGACGCUCAACGAACAACCCGCCCCAGUGCUAUCAGACAAUGCCUCUUCUACUCAUUUGGGCUCGCACACGCAUACCGCAGAAGCUGAACGCCCCGCAGAACAAUCACCGAUGAGUGUGGUGCCAGCCGUCGUGCAACAGAUGGAGUCAGCUCCUUUGGCGCAUGCUGUGGACCCUGCGAGGGACGACAUCAUCCCAUCGCAACGUGAAACAGUACAACCAGUCACGUUUGUCACACCUGCAGAUCAGGCUACAGAUUCCCCGCUGGCAUCAAUGGCACAACCGUUCGAAGCGCAUGCGAUCGGCCAUAAAGCUGAUACCAGCGGUAGGCUCAUGCUUGCCAACGAGCCUCGUCUCGGCCUUCCACCUAUGCCUGCCUCCUCAAGACCGACUUCCAGCCCGAUCGCCAGUAACAAACGGCAAGAUACAUCCACCCGUCCGACGUCAUUGGAUUCUCGCCGCAUCCCUGUUGGACACCGAAAGACUUUUUCGGACGAUCCUCCUGCGUCGGUACAGGGCAAGAAUCGAGUGAGCAGCAAUGAUCGUGUUUCUCUUAGCGGGUUGGCGGCACGCCGUUUCGUUCAAGGACAAGCCGCUCGAGGCCAUGACAGCGAAUCUUCCCUGCCUCUCAGCCGGCGACCCGAAGACACGCUCUAUGUCAUCUCUGCCCCCCCUCCAGCAACAUAUGCCAAAGUUUCGAGUGAUGAUGAGGUAGGCAUGCAGCAGGCUACUGUAUCUGCGAUACGAUCAGCAACGGACCAAAUGGAUGCUGAAGGCGACGACACAUCCAGCGAGCACGCACAUCACGAUGAUCACGAUGAGGGCGCCGAGUCAGAUUCGUCCAUCGAGCAAUGGUUAGCCGAAGCAGCUGCUUUCGACGCGUUGCGCAAGAGGGAAGAGGAAACCGCCGCGAGGACACAAGCUCUGCAGCAAACGCCGGCUUCUAGCAGCGAUGAGGAAGACGAUGCAGCCAUGUCGGGCGCAUUCAGCCACCGAGCUUUGCCGCUCUAUAGGCAGACAAGCAUCACUCACAAAGUGCCGGACCCGGCCAGCCUCGCUUUGAUGGACCAGGCCUUGCCAAAAGCGCCUCCUCCUCUGGUUCUAGGUCGUUCCCGCGGUGGUGCUGCCUACUCUGACUCGUCCUCAGAAUCGACUGACACUGAUGAUGCGCUUGAUCAAUAUUCGUCCAGCGACGAGGAUGAUGAGCAACACCGUGCUUUCUACGAUGCCCGUACGGCCAGAAAUGCGCCGAGUGACCCCUUCGUCAACUCGCACAAGUCGAUGCAAGCUCGCAACACUUCUUCGACGCCCAAUCUGACGAUUGGACGUGCUUCCGAAGGCGAGGCCUUGCAGAGGGCGGGUGCGCCAACGGCACAGACACCGACACUUUCACAGCCCCGAGUCAGAUCAAACGAUGCUAUGCUACGAGCCGGCGAGCCGCAGGCUCUGCCUUCUCAGGGUCCGAAUCGCAGCCUUAGCUUGAAAGCGCAAGGCAAACUGCCUGAACGUGUGGCCGAAUCCACGGUUCCUCAACAGCAAGAUCAGCGAGCAGGCGAUUUUGUGGAGGACACAGCAAGCAGUCGCGACAUCUCGGAUGCAGAGGAGCCGAGCAUGACUCUGAAACCGGCUUCUGCUUUCGCUCAACCCUCUACAAGCAGCUCGUCUCUCCAAGGCAGGUCAGAAUCGGUCCUGCCUGAUGUUGCGGACCCUGCACAGGCGGAUGUGAGACGUUCCUCUAUCGAUCCGCUUCUGCAGCCUUUGGCGUACGGACCGAUUGGACGCAACGAUCUCAAAGACCGACUCAAAGGGCUGUUUGGCCAGCCGCUCGUUGCGGGCGCUGCCGACCAGUCUUCUUCCGGCUUGCAAGCAAGUUCCCGGAACGUUCCAACAACUACGAUGCAGGCCUCGCCACCUUUGGCCGAGGUCAGACCACCUUUGAGCGAUUCUCGCCGGUUGUCUGAGAGGAGCUUGCAAUCAACAAAGGUUGCAGACGACACACAAACUGGCUUAAACGAUGCGAAAGCUGGGUCGCCAACGAUCACAUAUACUGCUGCUUCAACCAGUGAUGACGCUUCUUCGACUGCUCCAACACGAGUGUCGAGCUUGGGCAGGAUUCAGAGUGUAAGCGGCGCAAGCGGUCGAUCGAUUGUGGAGAGUUUCGGCAGCAACAAGAGCGCUCAAGCGACUUCCAGCGCAUCCGUACUCCCAGAGCAGAAAGCACGCGACGAAGCGCUUCUUCAAAUCGCACAGCUCAGUGCAUCCACUCAAUCUAGACAAGACUCUUUGGCUGCUUUGGAGCGGCUUCUGGCUAGGACAGGUCGUCCUACGUCUAUGCUGCCUACAGGCACGAUGAACCGCGCAGAACUUGGAGAUCGGUUACAACUGACCCCGGAUGUGGAUACAUGCAAGCGCUCGGAAACAGGAGCGCGCGAUAAGGAUCAGUCAUCAGCAGCCGCUACGCAGCCGCCAACGAGCAACUGUCUCUCACGCCAAGGAGCCAUCGCUCGAGGUCGAGGACCGUUGCCAUCGCCACCGUCUGCAUUGCCCAGGAGCUCGUCCAGUGCCACGCGGCCAGUCUCGUUUGUGAAUCCGCGCUCUUCUGCCGCUCCUCUACCUCGUGGGCGUCUGCCAGCGAUCACGGAUGCUACGCGUCAUUUCCCACCUUCAGCGUCGGGCACCGGGCCUGGCGUUGCGCCUUCAUGGCUGUCGUACAUCCCAGCCGAGGAACAGAUGAGGCUACCUGUGCCGCUGGAGCCCCAGAGAAAUCCAGCAGCUAAACUGCCGGGCGGCAAAGUAUCGGCCAUGAUCUCACGAUUUGAAACGGCUUCUUCGAGAGAUCGAGACCAGCAGGAUGCGCGACCGCCUAGCUCGCCGAUCAAGCAGAGUGAACCGUUUGUGAGUGCUGCCCAUAACGGCGCACUUGUGCGUAUCCACUCGGAUCGUAGCCAUGAUUCAACAAGGGCGGAGCGCGAGGACACACUGAUGGGAGAAGAGAGGGGCGAGCCAGCUGUGUUCCGGCGCUUUUCUCGUAACGAGAGUAGCGAUGCGCCUGGGGAGGGGCGUGCAACGCAGCGGCGACCACCCCCGCCACCUCCGCCGUCGACGCUGCCAACCAGAAGAUCCAAGGUGCGUGCAUCACGGCACUCGGAAGAUGGAGACCACGCAACGAGCAGUGCUAGCGGCACUUCACAGUUGGCUUGCAUGAAAGCACUGGCUCGAGAGAUCGAGCAAGCAGCGUCCGAGUGGUCGGCAACCGCUCUGCAUGGAGACGGUGAGGAGCAACGGGAGAAAUCGGAAUCGACGGUCCGAAGUGGACUGGCAGUACCAGCGAUGGAAUCGUGCUCAGCUUCAUCGUCGGCAGGUGUGCGUCCGCGGAGUGGUCUGGCUCGCUCACCGCGCACACAAGCGAUGGAUGCCCUGACGGGUCGUAUGUACGAGACCAGCUCGAACACGCCACCGUCGGUGCCGCCAAAGUCUCCGCUGAUGACGACCGAGCACAUCUUGGCUUCUGCGAGUCGCAACGGUCUAUCCGCGUCGAUCGCAGCAGCGCAAGCGGCGGCAUUCGCACGACGCGACGCACGCGAGUCUCGCACACACUCGGCUUCUUGGAGCAUGGACACAACGACUGGCUUGAGACGAGACGAUCAGGUGCGUGCUGGUGAGGACCAAAGUCGCAAUGACGGGAGACGUUCAGCGCAGACUUCACGCGCGCUGCCUGUGCUUCCUGCAUCGUUGAGGAUGGAUCGUGGUUUGCGGAUCAGCGGCGGAGCUGGUGAUGGCGGGGCAGAUGCGCUGGACUCGAGUGCCAGAGUGUUGCCAGUCCCGCCUCGGUUGCCACCGAGGCCGAGUGGUAGGGAUUGGGAUAGUUUGACGAGCGCACCACAGACCAUGGUGCGACCAAGAGCGAUCGAGUCGGCUCAUGCAACGACGUCACUGCCGAACGUGUCGAGCGCCGAGCAGAAUCAUGCUGAGACUUGGGCAGCGACAUUGGAGGCGAACAGCAACGGUGGGACGGUUGGAGAGGUAGAGGUUGAUGACGUUGCAUCGCUGACUGCUGGAGCGAGCGAUCGGCAAAGGGAGUCAGCGCGGGAUCUGGUUUCAGCGAGUCCGACACCUCAAGUGUCGACGGAUGCGAUAGGCGUCGACACGCAAACACGCUCAUCUACCUCGCCAUCGUUGUCCAACGCACCGCCUGCGCUGGCUGCGCCGGCUGCGCCUCGUCGAGCUGCAUCAGGGGGACUCACUGACUUUGACCUGUUGGUGGCUUCGCUGGAAUCGCAGCCGUCGGGGUCGCAGUACGAAUCGCUUUCGGCGAUUGGCGAGUUCCUCGGUCCCGCACAUCCCACGGCGUCGGCGGCACAACUCGCCUCGCUCUCGGUCGCGCGGGUGGAAUGCGACUCGCGUCGGAUCACCAGAGACGGCAAGGUCAAGCAGAAACUCAGCUGCGUAGGCGUCAGAGUAGACAAGUGCAGCAUCUGUCUGUGCCAGUUCAGAGAAGCACAGUCCGCCGUCUGGCUCCCCAAGUGUGCUCAUAUCUUCCACGAGGUCUGCAUCACCGUUUGGUUGAGGCGCAGUACCAAGUGUCCCACUUGUAGACAGGAUGUCGUGUGA